Molecule: messenger RNA, 3270 nt
Organism: Nelumbo nucifera (sacred lotus)
Lineage: Eukaryota; Viridiplantae; Streptophyta; Magnoliopsida; Proteales; Nelumbonaceae
Biological process (GO): regulation of transcription by RNA polymerase II
Cellular component (GO): SAGA complex
Molecular function (GO): transcription coactivator activity
Source: RefSeq, a predicted model, not a curated record
CGCACGUGCCGUUUGACCCAAACUAAGAAAGUCCGGAAGCUCGUCUCGCCGUCGUCUCUCUCUCUCUCCCCCCUCUCACCUGUUAGCGCACAACGACGUUAACAUACGCUAAGACAAACAACGAUCGAAAGCCGAAAUACCGGAAAUAAGAAGGUGAAGACAAUCCAAUCACGCACUCCGUCUGAACCAGGGUUUCCUUGCAAUCCAAAUUAAUCUUCAAGACCCAGGGAAAUUGCUCCUUCUCCAUUGUUAUUAAUUCGUUACCACAGCUAAAUUCGUGAAGUAUUGUUUACUUCCUCAAUGCAAUUUCCAUACACGUUUGCGAUAGACAUGGAUUCCAGCGACUAGGGUUUCGCGUUCGGAAUUAAGAGCGUAGCCUUUUUUUUUUUUAAUUUGGAUUGUUUCUAGGUUUUCUGCUUGUGCUCGAGGUCCGAUAUUGAUGAUUGUGCGGAACUCGGAGAUGGAAAUGUCGACAUGUCGACAUUCCCCCCGAAUUGACACUCUAGAGUUGAAAGCUCAGAUCGUCAAGAAGUUGGGGCAUCAGAAGGCAGAGAAAUAUUUUAGUUACCUCAGCAGGUUAUUAAGUUUCAAGCUUAGCAAAGCCGAGUUUGAUAAGCUCUGCAUUAAUACCAUUGGGAGGAAGAAUGUCUCUCUCCACAACCGGCUUAUUAGAACAAUUCUCAGAAAUGCUUGUGUUGCCAAGUCUCCCCCAUUGAGAAGAAGGGUAGAAAGUUCCCUUAAUGUUAAAAAUGGGUUCGGCUAUCAAAGAAAUAAUCUUCAGAUGCUCUCUGGAGAAGUCUUUACUACAUCCCCACGCAAGGAGAAGUCUUCAGGCCUUCAAGAUCGCAAGUCUGGGGAUGGUCCAAGUCCACUUAGGCCUCAUGGGAAGAUACUGGGUACGGUAUGUGAUGAACGAGCUCCUGCCCAAGAGCAGCAAAGUGCUACGGAACUGUUUUCUCUUGGUAGCAGACCCCCUGCGGAAGUUGUCUCUGUAGAAGAUGGGGAAGAGGUUGAACAAGUGGCUGCCAGCCCAAGCGUUCAAAGUAGAAGCCCUGUCAGAGCUCCUCUUGGUAUCCCCAUUAAUAUGAGUGGAUCACGUAAAGCUCUUCGUAAUGGACUCCUAUCUGCUUUUCACCUUGAGACCUGUCAUAACAGCUAUGAGCUACCUGACACUAGGUCUUUGAGGAAACGGCUGGAGCAGAAGCUGGAGAUGGAGGGCCUCGGAAUUUCGGUGGACUGUGUUAAUCUGUUAAACAAUGGACUGGAUGUGUAUUUAAAGAGGUUGAUUAAGCCCUGUAUAGAACUUGCUGGGUUAAGAUGUGGGCAUCAACACCUAAGGGAAGUUAACAGGAUUGCCAAACCUGGUUUGAACAAAAUGCGGCCAGAGAGAUCCAUGCAAAGAUCCACUAACUCUGUUUCUGCAUCUUUAUUGGACUUUCGGGUUGCAAUGGAGUUAAAUCCUCAGAUGCUUGGAGAAGAUUGGCCUAUGGAACUUGAGAAGAUUUGCUUCCGUGCAUCCGAGGAAUGAAGAAGAGAAUACUAAUUGGUACAUACAUCAGUAUUUAACAGAAUAGCAAAUUCAAGUUCAUCAAGCAAAUUAUGCAGACUAGAUUAAGAUACAUUUUAAUGUGUAUCUUGACCUUCAUCUGUCAUGCAAUUUUUAGAAUCCACAGCAGGAAAUAAGUUGUGUGCUACAAAUAAUUGAAGAAUUGGGUCAGAAUGAGUAUGUCGCAUACAAGUAUAAUCACCAGUGUUUCCUGGGUUUGUGGGGCAUGGUAUACAGUAUAAUGUAAACAUCCAGAUACUACAAAGAACCUCAGAAUUUAGAAAGUUCAAUGGCCUUCUUCAACUGAUCUAUUAUUAUUAUUUUUUUUUUAUUAAUCUCAACUGAUAUCUAUUAUUCUAUAUUGUAUUAACUUGUUCUUGUAAAUAAAGCUUUAUUUUCCUAAAGAAUCUGCAUUUAUUAGUAGAGAAUUGGUUUGCAAAUUGAAGCAGCGAUAUUGAAUAAACUAUUUUUUGUUACACAUUCUUUCACUUAUUCUUCUACUGCAAUUGGCAAACUUUCCUUGUUUCUGCCCUAUUAGCUAUAUGGGCUAUGAAUCAAAUCGAACACCAUGUUUAAAUGAAUAUAAGUCAUACAAGACUUAUCACCAAAAUUCCUUUCUGUACUAUCGGUGAUAAGGGAAGAUACAAUUUAAACAACUCUUUUGCUUGACGUUUUUGUUCUUUUUGGUGUAUUCCAACCAAUUACUGUAGGACUUAGAAUUCCUUUCAAGUAUUUUACUCAUACAGGACUUGAGCACCAAAAUUCCUUUGUGUAGUACGAGUGACAAGGAAAGAUACAGUCUAUACUAUUCUUUUGCUUGAGUUUUUCACUCUUUUUAUUGUACUCUAACCAAUUUCUGGUUGGAAUCAGAAUUCCUUUGAACUAUCUUACUCAUAUCAAGGAUCUAAACCAUUUUCUUUUCUCAUGGUACUAUUGGUUGGAUACAUUCUCUAUUGAACUUAUUUGUCAUAUUGCUCUUCCAAUUCUGAAACGUGUUCACAGUUUACUAUAAGCUACAAUGACACUUCUAUGCCAAUCGUUUUUUGUUACAUACAUCUAUUGAAAUCUUGUCUAAUUCUACAGUUGUGCUUGCUUACAUUUCUUUUUUUUAAUUAUAUACUCACACUAGCAGAGUAGUAGAUCUAAGAUGGAUUAAAUGAACUACAUGGGAAUCAGAACCCGAUAUAUGUCUAGUAAUCUAACUUGGAAUGGCAAAAAAAUGUAUUGUUUACACAUCUCUAGAGAAAAGUAUAUACUACUAAAACAGUAAGCAGUCUUUAGUCCUAGCAUUACCUACAUAAAAAGUUCUAGAAGUUUAUUUGUUAUGUAGUUAAAAUUCUAUAGGAAAAAUGGCAAGCAUCAUGCACACUCUCUAUUAAUUUAUGUAAAAUAAGCAAGGAUUAAAAGGAAAAAAAGGUUAUCUAAAAGUGCCCCUCAAUAAUCUGUUGAGUGUUUGGAAUCUGACCAAUGUUUCGUUGUCGGUGAAACACAAGACUUUCCAAGUAUUGCCAGAUCCUUGUAAAUUCAAUCUAUUUAACUUCAUCCAAUUGAUCAAAAAAAAUAUACAUAUUAGCUUUCAUCCAAUUGUUCCAUUCUUCCAGAUGGUCAUGAGAAAACUUGUGAUAUGGACAGAAAGUGUUCUAAUGGGAUCUUCAUCAUUAUCAUUGGUGGAUAUAUUAGAGGCCUCCUGGCCCCCAUGUCUUUACUUAUCAACAGUUGUUUGC